AUGGCUUAUGUUGUGUUUAUGUUGAGUGUUGGUUUUGUAUUAGGGUUUAUGAGUUUUUCUUCAAAGCCUUCACCUAUUUAUGGUGGUGUUGGACUUAUUGUUAGUGGGGCUGUGGGUUGUGGCAUAGUUAUAAAUUUUGGGGGUUCUUUUGUGGGUUUGAUGGUAUUUUUAAUUUAUUUAGGGGGAAUGCUUGUGGUUUUUGGUUAUACUACUGCUAUAGCUACUGAGGAGUACCCUGAGACUUGGGGAUCUAGUGUUGUUAUUUGGGGAGCUUUGUUGUUAGGGUUAAUGAUGGAGUUGUUGAUGAUAAUGUUAAUGGUUGGGUAUGAGGGGUUAGGUGGAGUUGGUUUUGUUGGUUUGGAGAAUUGAGUUAUGUUUGUAGAUAAGGAGAUUGGUGUAGUUCGUGAGGAUUCUUUGGGAGUUACAGCUCUUUAUGGCAAGACUAGUUGAUUUGUUAUGGUUGCUGCGUGGUCUUUGUUUGUUAGUGUUUUAAUUGUUAUUGAGAUUAUUCGGGGGUAG
Molecule: messenger RNA, 519 nt
Organism: Propithecus coquereli (Coquerel's sifaka)
Lineage: Eukaryota; Metazoa; Chordata; Mammalia; Primates; Indriidae
Source: the annotation of a RefSeq genome assembly